AUGGCGAAAUGUCCAUGUAGGUUUGGUGUCGAAACUUUUGAUGGAAGCUUACCAUCUAUUAUCCUAAAUCCAUAUUCAUUGACCAAGAUUGCCAAUAUUAUAUUCAUUGAUGCGCCCGUUGGUACCGGAUUUUCAUAUGCAAACACUUCACAAGGUCAAGCUUCCUCGGACAUCAAAUCAGCGAAAGACAUUUUCACAUUUCUUGGGAAGGGAUACAUUAUUGGCAAUGGACUAACAGAUCCAAACAUUGAUUUUAAUGCACGAAUUCCAUAUGUUCAUCGUAUGGCACUUAUAUCUGAUGAAUAUUUUGAGUUAGCAAAAAUUAGUUGUGCUGGAAAAUAUUACAAUCGUGAUCCAAAUAAUGUGCAAUGUGCAUAUGCCCUUCAACGGAUCCAAAAGUGUUUAAGUCAUAUAAAGCAAGUUCACAUUUUGGAACCAUGUGAAAACGGAGCAUCAAAACUACGUGAUUUUGGAUGGGAUCAAACAUUUUCGAAAGACAAUUCAAUUGACCAUCUCGUCCUCCCAACAGCAGAACAAGAGUGUGGAAAUCAAGAUUAUACAAUACCUGAAAAUUGGGCAAAUGAUCCAAUUGUUCAAGAAGCUCUUUAUAUUAGAAAGGGAACGAUAGCAAGGUGGGAAAUGUGCAAUUCUGGAAUAACCUAUGAACAGAAUGUAGAAAGUGCUCUUGAUUAUCAUAAAAUUUUGAUCAAGAAAGGAUACCAUGUUUUGGUAUUCAAUGGUGAUCAUGACAUGGCUGCACCAUAUAUGGGUCCUUUAAAAUGGAUUCGCGUUCUCAAUGUGACUAUUGACGACAAUUGGAGACCUUGGCUUGUUAAUAGCCAAGUCGCGGGAUACACAGAGAAAUACAAGAAGAAUGACUUUGAUCUCACAUUUGUAACAGUCAAGGGUGCUGGACAUUCAGCAUCAAAGAAUAAGCCUGAAGAAUGUCUAGCAAUGUUCCAUCGCUGGUUCUCUAGACGUCCUUUAUAG
This is a messenger RNA of Fraxinus pennsylvanica, 990 nucleotides long. NCBI's taxonomy places the organism in Eukaryota, Viridiplantae, Streptophyta, Magnoliopsida, Lamiales, Oleaceae. The record is from the annotation of a GenBank genome assembly.